AUGUCAAUCAUCCAGCAACACACCGCCGCGUCCCUCACAGACGCAUGGCGCACCGUCAACAUCGACAUCCUGACCGAGGAUUCGAGCGUUAACUUCGACACGUCGACGCUGCACCCGCCGCAGCCCGAGAUUUCCGAGGCCGACGUGCGCAACUUGUCGACGCAGGUGCGGCAGCUGCUGAGGGGGGGCGAUGCCGAGGGAGCGCUGAGGGGCUGCCUGGAGACGCCGGUAUACAACGGGACGGAUGCUGCAAAGGAGGCGCAUCUGCAAACCAUCAUCGAGGUGCUGCAGUCCAUCAAGGCGAGCGACAUGACGCCCCUGCUCAAGGGCAUCUACGCGGCCCCUGGCGGAAGCGAGCUUCUCGACGUGCUGAUGAAGUACAUCUACAAGGGAAUGGGCAGCGGCGCCCCCGCGCUCAAGUCCCCCGCCAAGAUGACGCCGCAGUCCACCGGCUUCACCCAGAUCGGCUCACGGCCCGGCGCGUCCAACGAGCCCGCGUCGGCCGCCAUGAGCGUCCUGCUGAGUUGGCACGAGAAGCUGGUCGAGGUUGCUGGGCUUGGGUGCAUCGGCCGGACGAUGACGGACUGGCGGAGAGUAUAA
Molecule: messenger RNA, 600 nt
Organism: Trichoderma aggressivum f. europaeum
Lineage: Eukaryota; Fungi; Ascomycota; Sordariomycetes; Hypocreales; Hypocreaceae
Exons: 3
Coding region: 1-600 (199 amino acids)
Biological process (GO): regulation of actin filament polymerization; Arp2/3 complex-mediated actin nucleation
Cellular component (GO): actin cytoskeleton; cytoplasm; Arp2/3 protein complex
Molecular function (GO): actin filament binding
Source: RefSeq, a predicted model, not a curated record